Amoebophrya sp. A25 is the source of this 1156-nucleotide messenger RNA. The record is from the annotation of a GenBank genome assembly. NCBI's taxonomy places the organism in Eukaryota, Dinophyceae, Syndiniales, Amoebophryaceae.
UGCUGUUUGUCUUAUCCUUCUAGAUUUUUCCAAUGUGCAUGAGGCUCCUUGAAAGCACGACCCUUCAUGGCGUAGAUUUCAACCUAAAUUUGUCAAUCCUGUUGAACGACAUCGAAUGUCGUCGUCUUUUUCCAUCGUUCGUGAUCACUCUUCAUUCAAGAAAGAGAGAAAACAGCGGAAUCAGGAAACUUCGACUUGCUGGUCAUGUUAAGUGCAAAAACCUGAUGCCACAAGCUGUUUUUGCGGCACUAGCCGCCGCUGGUCGAACCUACGCUCGGAAGCGACAGGCGCAGCGAGAGGAUCUCUCCACGGAGCACCCACCUCCUGGACCCAGGGGACAGCUUUAUCGUCGGUGGGACGUGUUUGUAGUUGACUUGAAUUUUAGUUCUUGAAUUUGUUGGUUCUUGCAUGUAGUUGUCGACUAUUGAACUUGUAUAGAAUGAAGAAAGGUGAACGUGAAGCGACAACAUAGCUUUGUCCCCGACCGAAUGCUGCAGUGCUGAAGAUUUCUCCAUAACUCCUCGAUUUUUCAUGUCUUUGUUCGACCUCUCCUCUAAUUCUGCGAAGCCGACGUGAGCGAUCUCACGAACCGUCCAGUGUGCUGUUUCUUUGCCAUUUGCUGUUGUAUGGCUUUCUGCGGACGCAGCGCUAACCUUUUCAAAGGCGGCUCCAACCCAUCCAAUCCCGAGCAAGAGCAUUACGCGCAAGCACGUGGGACCUUCUUUAGUCGUUGGGUACAUCCCAGAGACCCAGAUUUGAGGGGUGCUUUCUCUUAACAACGGAGUCGGUGGUUCUUGUGGCUUGGGGCUGUGGCGUAGAGUUCGAGGUUUAGAGGUUUCUCUUCCUAGAAGAAGCGAAGUACAUUAAAAGACUUUACCAGAUCACGAAGAUGAUGUUCACGUUUACAGACAAUCAAUUUCAUGAUUUUUGAAAUGGAGUCGACUUUACUCACAGCACGCCUAUGCUUUACGCGUGAGAACAAGUGGAACUUGCAAAACGAACCUCUCGCGUGAUGGGGCAUGUCUUCAUUCUAUAGAAAAAUCCUCUGGUCAUCCAUCCUCCACAAACCCACAAACAUUAUUUUUCCCAAUUUUUGGAUCGAGAUUCAUAAUUUUCCUUUUGAAACUGCGCCGCAAAAUGGUCUUUUUCACUCCAG